UGGUCAGGAUGCUGCUGUGGCAUACUCUCCAUUUUUUGACAGAUUCUCGCUUGCUCUCACACCGGCCGCCAUGUGUACCGCGAGCACCAGUUGAUCCACAGAGCUACAGUACGUACAUACAACAGACCCCGCACCAUGACAGUCUCCAUAUUCACUGCAGCUUCUCUCCUGAUAGCCUCUGCUGCUGCUGCGAAAAAAGGCGCGUUCCCGAACAACUCCGUGUUGAGAGAAGGUAGAGGCAGAAGCACAGGCGGAAGCAGGAACGGAGAGGACUCUUCGUCAGAUUCAUCAUCACAUGACAACAUGGGCACUCAGGGAGGGUGCUCGGAUCCAGUUGGAGCCGUCCUCAACUUGUUUGGCUGCGUCACGAACAAGGACAGUAUGUGCGCUGCUGCUGGCUAUGACCCUGGCUUUCAACGCUUCCACAACGAAAACUUCACGGGAGACUUACCAGUUUCCGAACCUGAUUAUUGGACCGGCGCUUUCGCGGUCGUCGAUUUUUCUUUCGACAUCAAGUUCACCAACAACCCUUCGCCGAACAGGGCCUCUGUGCGCUACAUUGAGGCUGUGACCACAACCGACGGGCUGAGCCUGGGGGUACCAGCAACGUUCGAGUACCCGUUCAACGUCACCAUUCUUCAGCACGAACACGCGCUUGUGGACGUCGACGACGAUUGCAACUUCGUACUCUGGGAUCAGUACGGUGACGACCAGGAGCAGACGGAUGUGGAAGUGGUUGUAGCGGAUCUGCUAUCUUGUGUGGGCGGGGGGGCGUGCGGACCCGCCUGAAAGAGAAACGGCCAUAGAUGAUCUGCGCUCGGCGCAAUAAUGGUGUCAACCAAAAGUUUAUUACAGCUGUGGCAGCCUCAGGAGGCUGUGGAAGACCGGCCAGUGCUCAGGAACGAAGUUCGGCGGCGGGUGCUUGGACGGUGUCACAAUAUGACAACAAGAAUGGACGAUCUCGCUGCGGUUUGAUACAGUAAACAGCAUCACGUUUGAAUUUGACAUCCUUUUGCCGAAUCUUUUUAUAUUUCUCUGUUGACUAUGGUUGGUAUUGCCUGCCUUCGUUCUACAUGUAUUAUUUUUGCGGGGCCAGUAGAGGAGGGAAAUAAAUCUGUUGCGAAGAUUAUUUAGAACCUAAUGUAGGUGUCGCGAUUGUUUGGCCGACAAGACACUAAGAACAAGGACAUGCCCAGCGCGCCCCAAAGGGUACAAGGGAAAUAGGAACCCGAAAGCUGUGUGCGCUAUGGAUCACCAAGAGCAGCCCUUCCAAAACCAAAAACCAGAGGUAUCUACUACUUUGAACUGCAAGCAGUCUUGUAGAGCUUGUUGUCGUCCGGUGCUUGUGUGAUUUUUUUGGUGCCGCCAUCGACGGCCCGAACCGAUAGAUAGUGAAAGAGACAGGUCAGUAUUUAGCGGUAUAUCGGGGUGAACACGACCAAUACGUUUUCCAGGUCGCGGACUCCUUCGACAGGUGAGUCUCGGAAGGGGAUGGGACGGUAUGAUGAUAUGUCGGGGUAGGUCAGUUUUUGCGUUUGUAUUGCGUUUAUUUGCGUUUUGGAACGGGCCCUAGCCUGCAGCAACGCUCGCCACUUUUCGGCUGGGCUGCGGAUGAAUGUCGGUGUGCUUCAGUCUCGUUUAGAACCUGUACUACUCAAACAACGUGCAGGGUUGACACCUCUUUGUACGAGACAUCGGUUUUGGCACUCAUGUAGACGAUGGGGGGAAACAACUACUCCAGUCCAAUGUAUUUGCGUCGCUUGAACACUCGAGCAUCAACCAAACGUUGUUUCGUCAAUAUCUGCUUACAUAUAUGCGUGUGAUACACUCGAGCAGAGGUGAAAGCCGCCGAAAAGGGGUAUUGGUGAUCAAUGUGAUACUGCAUUUAGACGAAGGGGGGAGAGUAUGGAUGAGUGGGAUCCAUCUGUUGAAAUCCUGAUGGAUCCGUCUUCGACCCUGCUGCACAUGUAGUCUACGAUGCAUGUGCAGCUAAACUUACCUCGAGCGUCUUCCGACGUGUAUUGCGAAACAAUCACAGCUCUAGACCUUCGGGAGAAAGAUU
Ectocarpus sp. CCAP 1310/34 is the source of this 2062-nucleotide messenger RNA. The record is from the annotation of a GenBank genome assembly. NCBI's taxonomy places the organism in Eukaryota, Phaeophyceae, Ectocarpales, Ectocarpaceae.